UGUGCUGCACCACAACAUUUGUAGCUCUUGUGUUUUUGCAAUCAUUUUAUAUCUACUGUAGACGUAGAUCUAGACCUAUAUCAAGUUUUAUCGAUCUAGAUCUAAGUGAUUUCUAUUUUAUACAGUACGAUAAGUAAACAUUUACUUUAUAAAAAUCCAGACUCAAAGGUACUCUUGAAAUAAAUGGCAUCACUUACUAAUGAAGAUAGUAUUGAACCGGAGUGUAUAACUGAACACUUGUCUAGUCUCUUUACCAGACUCUCCGCUAACUGGAAAACUCAUCAAUCGGUUGUAAUAAGAAAUAAUCAACUGGAUGAGUUCCGUAAUAAGUUUCUUGUUUGGAUGAAACAAGCUGAGGAUUCCUUCGUUGCACUGACCAGACACACUGAGACUCACCAGCCGACUCAAACAAGAAAACGUCUCACCGCGAAACGUGGUUCUGGAUUGCUAGGAAAAGGUCAGCUCAGAAUUCGUCCGCCUUCAUUUGCUACAUGUUCAACCUCUGACCCCCAGGGAUCGCAAGAAGAAGGUCAGCAAAGAAUCAGUCCACCUUCCGUAGCCAAACAUUCAACCAAGAAAGCCUCUACCACCAAGUGUGAUAAGCAACGCUCCGAAAAAAGAAAGGCAAAUUUUCGCGAAGGACCACCACCAAAAAAGUUUAAGUUAACCCAAGAAGGAUUACAAAUGAAACACAAAGAAUUAGUUUCCAAAAAGUGUCAGCAAACGUGGAAUCCAGUACCAGAAAAUCAGCCUUUGGGUUUCGCAAAUCGAGUCUUCCCCGAAAAGAUAGCUGAUACAGAGAGUUGUCCUGGUCUGCAGAUCACUCGAUCGCUAGUGUUAUACAAUUUCCAACAGUUGGAGAGAUACAUUUUUGUGGACUUAAACUUUUAUCAAUUUUUCCAGCAAUUUAAUGGAAAGUUUAUGGAUAACACUUUUGUGUAUGGAUUGUUUGUAUCCAGCUCAUUGGGAGAUCCAACAGAAGAUAGAUUAUACUGUGAGUUAAACAAAAAGAAAUGUGUCCACAUCUCAAACGACAUUGGAACAUCCAAAAAUGCUGUUGGAUUCGCUUUGGCCCUAUUGAUUCCAAAGAUGGAUGACAGAGUGCCGGCGUCGGUGCCUUUUUUUAUUCUUUCAGCAAGUGAUGGAUUGAAGGAAACAGUUCGCCAGUUGAAUAAUGUCAGAAGGAAAAUAAAAGUCAUUACCCCACGGGCUAAAGUCUCUUCUGAGGACUUCGUCCUAUAAGAGCUACUCGUGUGGCUUCGUGACCAGUGCUUGCUGGGAACUUAACGGAACUUACUGACAGACUUGACAUAAUGUUUCUUUGAGCAACAUUUAUUUUAAUUUAUGAUAUAUAUACAUGCUUAUAAUGGAAGCUAGGGAUGGUCACUGAAAAUUAAAGCGUGUUUUUUUGACGAGGUGUGCGGAGGGUCUUGGAGCUCUAAAGAGCCUGACAGAUUUGCUAUGAGUGAGCCUGUGGUCGACUAGCCCUAUUAUGUUGUUAAUCUAUAAUGCAGCUAAGUCUAUGUUUGCUAUUGUCUCUGUUUUCAUACCAAUGUACACUAUAUUCGACUUUUGUGACAAUUUAUAUAUUUAUAUACAUUUUUACAUUAAAUAUAAAUUAUUUAA
This is a messenger RNA of Biomphalaria glabrata, 1626 nucleotides long. RefSeq lists its product as uncharacterized. The record is from RefSeq and is a predicted model, not a curated record. The transcript has 9 exons. NCBI's taxonomy places the organism in Eukaryota, Metazoa, Mollusca, Gastropoda, Planorbidae. Bases 184 to 1242 code for a protein of 352 amino acids.